UAACUUUCAAAACACACAAAAAUGAGCUCUACAAUAUUUUGCUCCAACGAGACAGUGACUCUCGAAAGAACUAUCGAAAAUACAGAUCAGGAAAUAAAGCUCGACGAAAUCUGGAACGAAGCAGAGUUACAAAGAUGUACAUCAUGGAUCAAAACGCACGCUUUCAAAAAUGUUUGUCUCCAAUUCUCCGACGAGCUCCUAACAUUCAGCAUAAAAAUCACCGCAGAAAUCCGUGAAAAGAGCGAAACAAAUGUCUUCAUAUUGGGCGAUACGAGUUACGGGGCGUGUUGCGUCGAUGAAAUCGCAGCUUCUCACAUUCAAGCUGACGCAAUAAUUCACUUUGGAAAUGCUUGUCUCUCAAAAGUGACUCGAUUGCCCGUUUUGUACGUUUUUCACAAGUUUUCCUUUGACACGGGAGAUUUUUUGCAAAAUGUUGAAGCUCAAGUAACUGAUCGCGAUGCGAAAUUAAUGGUUUUUUACGAUGUUGGAUACUAUUAUGCAAUCGACGAUGCUUUCGCUGCUUUAAAAAAAGUCUUUGGAAAUGCACAAAUCGGUAAAUUAGCAAUUGAUGGAGUUGAACCUGACAUUCUGUGUUGGUCAAUGGACAAAUCAUCAACAGAGGAUUUCACUUGCAUCUACAUCGGCAACGAUAAUCAAUCGUUUUUUAACAUCUCCAUGGGUAUCAAAUGUCAAAAAUGGCUUUUAUAUAAUCCUCGAUCGCGUGAAUUACGUGAAACAACCAUCGCAGAUUCUCGUUGGAUGCGAAAACGUUACUUUUACAUCGAAAAAUGCAAAGAUGCACAAUCCAUUGGUAUCGUCGUUGGCACGUUAACAACAAAGGGAUAUCUGGAAAUGGUACAUCACAUUCAGGAAAUGGCAAAAAAUCGUGAAGUUCGUUCUUACAUGAUCUCCGUUGGCAAAGUAAAUCCCGCAAAAUUGGCAAAUUUCAUGGAUAUCGAUUGUUUCGUGCUCGUUGGAUGUCCCGAAAACACGUUGUACAACUCAAAAGAAUUUUACAAACCACUCGUUUCAGUUUUUGAGAUUGAAAUGGCAUGGAAUCCCGCAUGGAAAGAUCAACUUCCCGACACUUAUUGCACAGACUUUACGCAACUCUUGCCAAAUGGAAAGCUCUAUAAACGAGAUGAAAACGCAAAAUUCGACGAAAAUGACAUCAGUUUAGUAUCGGGACGUGUAAGGCAUAUCGCUUCGGGUGAAAAACCCGAAAAUGGAUGUCAACAACUUCAGGAAUUGUCGAAAAAUCAAGUUGCUGUCACGCAAGCUGCUGAUGUCUUUAAUGAAAGAUCAUGGAAGGGACUUGAUCCGGAAUUGGGUAAAAAUGAUCCUGCCAAAAUUGAACAAGGGCGAAAAGGAAUUGCCAUCCGAUACGAGGAGAAUCCGAAAUCUGUGGAUUUUUAAGACUUAGUUUUGUUAAGUUUAGUUUAGAAUUGGUUAAAUUUAUUAAAAAUUUUGCACCAACGAAUAAGUCUCUCAAGGUCUUCUUGCAUUUUAAUUGGAUCUUCCAUAUCAUUUAUUUUUCAAAAAGUUUCAAUUCGUCAGCAAAAAGCAAUGUAUGAUUUAAAU
This is a messenger RNA of Culicoides brevitarsis, 1581 nucleotides long. RefSeq names its product 2-(3-amino-3-carboxypropyl)histidine synthase subunit 2 (gene Dph2). Gene Ontology annotation, molecular function: 2-(3-amino-3-carboxypropyl)histidine synthase activity. The record is from RefSeq and is a predicted model, not a curated record. Bases 22 to 1416 code for a protein of 464 amino acids. The transcript has a single exon. Lineage: Eukaryota; Metazoa; Arthropoda; Insecta; Diptera; Ceratopogonidae. Gene Ontology annotation, biological process: protein histidyl modification to diphthamide.